UGGGUGGAACAGUAAAAAACCUCACACAGAGAGUGCGCGAGUGUGGGAAGUUUUUCCAUGCCAAUGUUGUGCAUUGUCCCUGAAUUUGUACCUUAUUCAGGGAUGUAACCCAGUCUGAGUCAGUUUCAAAACCCUCUUCUCUCUUUCGCUUUCUCUUUCACUCGUCACUCCAUGGUGAGAAUCUUUCUUUCCCCUCGCAAGAUUCUCAGGUGAAGCUGUGGAAGUGCGAUUUUGAUUUACUGCCAAAAUAUCUGUAGUCUGUGAAGCUGAGAGAUUGAAGAUGGGAGGAGAUGAUUCUGGUGUGGAGAGUGACAAUUUUGAUUGGAACACUGAAGAUGAGCUUGAAAUUGAGAACUAUCAGUCUUCAUCUUCAUGUUUAACUGUUCCUAAUGGUGAUGCUGUUACUGGGUCUGGAGAGGCAAGUUCAUCUGCAGUUUUGGCUAAUUCCAAAGCACUUGACCACUUUGUCGGCAUGGGAUUUUCUAGAGAAAUGGUUUCUAAAGUAAUUCAGGAAUAUGGUGAGGAAAAUGAAGCUAAACUACUUGAAGAACUUCUCACAUACAAGGCUCUAGAAAGUUCUCCCCAGCCACAGCAGCAAAUUGUGACAGAUCCUUCUUCUUCAGGGAAUGCUGGGAGCUCUUGGGAUGAUUUCUCAGAUACUGAUAUUUUUUCUGAUGAAGAAAUUGAAAAGAAUAUUUCUGAUUCUGAGAAUGAUGAUACCUUACGGACUUUGAUGAAAAUGGGAUAUAAGCAGGAGGAGGCUUUAAUUGCCAUUGAAAGAUUAGGCCAAAACUCCUCACUUGAUGAAUUGGUAGAUUUUAUAGGUGUUGCUCAAAUAGCAAAGGCUGAAGAUGCCCUUCUACCUCCUGAAGAAAAGCUACGAUACAAUGACUAUGCUAAGUCCAAAAAACGAAGAUUUUAUGAUUAUGAAGUGUUGGGAAGGAAAAAGCCUAGGGGAUGUGAGAAGAAAAUCAUCAAUGAAGAUGAUGAGGAAGCUCUCCAUCUUCCAAACCCAAUGAUUGGGUUUGGUGUACCUACAGAGUCAAGCUUCAGAACUCACAGGAGGAUUCCAGAAGAUGCCAUUGGGCCUCCUUACUUCUAUUAUGAGAAUGUUGCCUUAGCACCAAAAGGUGUCUGGCAAACAAUUUCAAGAUUCUUGUAUGAUGUUGAGCCUGAAUUUGUAGAUUCAAAGUUUUUCUGUGCUGCAGCCAGGAAAAGGGGAUAUAUUCACAAUCUCCCCAUCCAAAAUAGGUUCCCACUUCUACCACUUCCGCCGCGCACAAUACAUGAGGCUUUUCCCCUAACAAGGAAGUGGUGGCCCUCAUGGGACACAAGGACCAAACUUAAUUGUUUGCAAACAUGUAUUGGCAGUGCAAAACUAACAGAAAGAAUUAGAAAAGCUGUAGAAAACUACGAAGGAGAUCCACCUGAUCAUGUUCAGAAGUAUGUUCUUGAUCAAUGUCGGAAAUGGAAUCUGGUUUGGGUUGGAAGGAACAAGGUUGCUCCACUAGAACCUGAUGAAGUAGAAACACUGUUGGGUUUCCCAAGGAACCACACCAGGGGAGGUGGAAUAAGUAGGACUGACCGAUAUAAGUCACUUGGCAAUUCAUUCCAGGUUGACACUGUGGCAUACCACUUGUCAGUUCUGAAGGAGAUGUAUCCUAAUGGCAUCAAUCUUCUUUCUCUCUUUUCUGGAAUCGGUGGGGCAGAAGUAGCUCUUCAUCGGCUCGGUAUUCCUCUGAAGAAUGUUGUGUCUGUUGAAAAAUCUGAAGUGAAUAGGAAUAUUGUUAGAAGUUGGUGGGAGCAAACAAAUCAGAAAGGUCAUUUAUAUGACAUGGAAGAUGUACGGGAGCUAGAUGGUGAUCGGUUGGAGCAGAUGAUGAACACCUUCGGUGGUUUUGAUCUCGUUGUUGGUGGCAGUCCGUGUAACAACCUGGCUGGUAGCAACAGGGUCAGCCGGGAUGGACUGGAGGGAAAGGAAUCAUCUCUUUUCUUUGAUUACUUUCGGAUUCUAGACUUGGUAAAGAACAUGAUGUCUAAAUGUCGAUGAUUUGGUCUAAACUCCGUCUCCGGUUUGUAUUUAAUCCAAACAUUUAGGUUUUUAUAUAACCUGAAACAUUAGAGACAGAUACCCUUCACCCCAUUUUUGUUGCCAAAGAAAGGCAACGGUUUCAAAUAAUGUUCUUAAAUGUUCUGAUUUAAGUUUACUAUUUCAUUGCUACAUUACAAUCUUGCAAUGCUACAUUUUCCAAAUUUCUCAUUCUGAUAAU
Molecule: messenger RNA, 2270 nt
Organism: Cajanus cajan (pigeon pea)
Lineage: Eukaryota; Viridiplantae; Streptophyta; Magnoliopsida; Fabales; Fabaceae
Source: RefSeq, a predicted model, not a curated record